This is a messenger RNA of Neospora caninum, 1611 nucleotides long. RefSeq names its product B-box zinc finger family protein, related. The record is from RefSeq and is a predicted model, not a curated record. Gene Ontology annotation, molecular function: zinc ion binding. The transcript has 11 exons. Bases 1 to 1611 code for a protein of 536 amino acids. NCBI's taxonomy places the organism in Eukaryota, Apicomplexa, Conoidasida, Eucoccidiorida, Sarcocystidae.
AUGGCGACGAACGUGGGCGGCGACAUUCGCGUUUCCGAGAAAGACUUGGGAGUCGUCUUGCGAGACUCCGACGAGUGGUCUUUCCUCGAGUAUCUGCUUCAGAUGAGCGUGAGGACGUCUCGCGUGCGGCUGCUCGAAGCCUGGCACAUCGCCACGCCCCACCUCAUCAGUGCCUUUGAAAGAAGAACACAGGGCCGUCUGCUUACCUACUCCUUCGUCGACACCGCCUCUCUCGACGAGGACAACUCGCUGCAAGAUGUCGCUCGGAGAGGCUUAAAGAUCCCGAUGACGGGCAUGCGAUUUGCCGUCGGCAACUUCAGUCUACCAGGCUUCCCUCUCAUGCGUGGAGGCCCCUCCGAAGCAGACGAUCCGUUCGUUCUUCCUUCUACGGCUGUGUCGGCACGCCAGGAGGAAGCGAAGAAGGACAGAAGCAAAUUUCUCGAAGCCGCCCGUUCACAGCUCCUGACGGGCGAAAGGAGAAUCUUUGAGUAUCUCCUGUGUCAAGUCGGCGUCGGUCGCUCGGUAGUUGUUGAAGACGAGAAGGAAGCGUGUGGAAGUCGCUUUUCGCUCCUCUGGGAAUACGACUCGGCUUAUCUGGAGAAAGGUACGCUGCCCCCGGAGGAAAGUCUGACGGUGCACUACCAAACGGUCGACGACUUGAAAAACGGAGAAGACGGCUUGUUGAAGAGUGCGAAGGAUCAAGACACAAGGAACUCUCCACCGCCGUCUUUUCCCUCCGUGUUUGGAGACGGAAAGAGAGUGACGCCAGGCGUGUUGCCUCAGUAUACGUUCCGGCACGACUACGUUGUUUACGACUCCUCACAGAUGCCACGGCCGUUUGGGACGUGCAAACAUCAUCCCGGAGAAGUCUACGAGCUCUUUUGCUCGAUUUGUCACGUCGCUGUCUGCCGGCUCUGUCGCGGGAACCACCUUCACUUUGCGUCGAGCAAAGCGCUUGACGACGAAGGGUCCGGAUCCAUUGUUGCUGGAGGAAGAUCCCUGAUGCCUCUGAACAAGCCGUACCAGGCUGUGCUGCACAUGGCAAAGAAACCACAUUUUGUUUUGGCCGCACGGCGAACAGAGUUGGAGAAGCGUCUCGAGGAAGUGCAAAAGAUGCUCGAUGGGGUCCGCCGAAACUGUCGCGAGGAGGAACAGAGAUGCUACGCGAUCCUUGAAGAAGCAAUCACGCAACUGCACAGCUGCACGGAGGACAAAAUGGGGGUGGUUCUUUCUCGCCAGCUCGAGCUCCAGAGAGAAGUCGACACGAUGGAAUGGAGCGAGUCAUUCCUCCAGUAUCUUCGCAGUGUCCUCCCUCCAGCUGAUUUCCUUCACGCCUGGCUGAGACACUGCCGACUGCGCGACGAGUUGGACGCACUGGCAGGGGAGCCUUCCAUGCUCUCGCGCAACAUCUUUCCUGAUAUGCGCCUGCAAGGCCGCGUGGACAUCCUCACCGAUUCGGCGCUUCGACGCCAGGACUACACGCUCACCGAGGGUAGAAGGAGAACCCCUGUAGCGACAGAAGGAAACGACAAAAAAGGAGAGGAUGCACAGAAACCAAAGGGACCCGAGAAGAGAGUUCAGUUUGGCACCACGCUUCUCUCUGGGGAAUAG